Messenger RNA from Plutella xylostella (diamondback moth), 1127 nucleotides. RefSeq lists its product as uncharacterized. The record is from RefSeq and is a predicted model, not a curated record. Lineage: Eukaryota; Metazoa; Arthropoda; Insecta; Lepidoptera; Plutellidae.
CAGCUCCAACCAUGGCGAUGAAAACCCUCACCCCCGGGAGCCACCGGCUGCCGCGGCCGCAGCUGCACAGCGUGCGGUUCACCAACGACGACGUCCACUCGCUAGAGCCCCUGUACCCUGCACCACGGAGGGAGAAGAGGGAGUACCAAGAGUCUCAGCAGAGCAGCCUGCCGGCGUCCACCAGCUCGUGUCCUGGCGGGGACUCCGGCGCCGGCAGCCCCGACUCGCAGGAGUACCAGCCGGCGCAGCUGCGCUACAAUAUUAAUGAGCAACGCAUCAAGCUGCUGACGGCUAUCAACCAGAUAGUGCAGCAGCGGGCGGACCUGGAGCAGAACAAGGCGACCCUCUCCUCUCUUCUAGAAGAGCUGCGGAGGAAGCUGAAGCGCCGCGUCGAGGAGUGCCAGAGCGACAAGAAGGAUAAGUUGAAGAUGCUAAAGCAAUCCAACCUGAAGCUGGAGCGCGAGAGGUCCUCGCUGGUGCACGAGCUCGAGCACCUCGGCCGCCAUCUUGAGAAGGAGGAGUCUCAUCACGUACAGCACGCCAGGACAGUUGUGGCUCAGGCAAUCCAAGGAGUGGCUAAGGGCACGGGCAACAACGACGCGCUGUUCGCGCCGUGCUCGCUGGCCAACCUGCCGGCCGCCGUGUGCCGGAGUGUUGCCAAGAACGCACCUUCGCGGGUCGCAGACAACAAGCUGGCAGCGGCCAGGCUGAUGCGCGACAUCGCCGAGCUGCGGCAGCGGGUGGGACAGGUGGAGACCAGGCUCACCAACGAGCUCAAGCGUAAGAGGCAGGCUGAGCUCGACAUUGUGCGACUGAGGAAGGAGCUGUCCACCACCAAGAGUAGCGUGGCGUCGCUGCGCCUGCCGCCGCCGUCUUACCGGAACCAGUGCUCCAAGUUUGCCUGAAGCAAAGAGUUUUAAAGAGAGGCCUGAAUACAAGAUUUAGUCUGAGGAGGGGUAAUAUGACGCCAUAUUGGGUGAAUUUGUAAGCGGAGAGGCAUGAUAAAAUUGUACUUGCCGAGAAAACAAACUUGAUUUUUAUUUAUGGCUUUAAUAUAUUUUUAACCUGUAUACUUUAGAAGCUAUUUACCUAGUUACCUAACAUUACAAACAUUAUACUUACUUAAA